CGUGUCUUUCGCAGCCCCGUGUAUGUUCCAGCACGAGCCGUGUAGUAUCUUGUAAUCAUUCAAAUUUUCUCGUUACCGUUCUUAAUGUUAAUCUUCUGAGUCGACGAUUCGUAUGUGCGUGAGUGUAUCAAAUGGACUUGAUGUUGAAGGCGGUGUCGUUCCAACGUAAAUAAUCCAUUCGUUAGUGAUAUAUCACGGUUAGUUCAAGCGCACACUCUAACCUUACUUGGAACAAAAUUCAGCGGUCUCUUGGUGCCACCUAACCUUUCAUCGCGUUCUCGAACGAGAUACUUGUAUUGUUUGAGGCUGUCUUUUAUGUGUAUUCGAUGAUCCCGUGACAGAGGGGAAAAACGUGCGCGCGUGUAGAAGAACGCGAGAUUUUUUCAACGCAUUGUCGCACCGGCUAUGACGAGAACAAGGACCAGUUCGAACGGAUCGCCGCUGCAGCUGUCGCGGAUGCUGUGAUUUCGUUGAAUGUGGAGUGCGAUCUCGCGUCUCUUCGUCAAGGGCAAAACCGAGGAACCUGCCCCGAGGACGGAGGAUUGGACGUCUGACGGCGUGCCCGAUACAGUCGUCCAUGUUUUCGACGCAAUGGAUCGUAACGCGGGUGACGAUCGACGUAAGGGCCCUGCCGGCGAGCAACAGCACGGCGGAGCCGAAUUCGAACACUUUUCUGACACCUACGGUUCCCGUCAGGCCAAACAACGUGCCUCCGUAAAAUGGCUCCUCUCGAAGGCGUACAACAAUCGAGUGCCAGAAAACCUUCGUGAGCCGUAUUAUGUCGAUCAUGAGGAUCAAGAACACCUGAAGCCGCAGAUCGUCCAUGCACUUUCCAAUGCAGAGCUGUACUGUUUGGCGCUGGCAAACAUCUAUUCGGAUCCAAAUUACCACAAUCAGAAUCAUUGCGGUAUACUUCAAGCACUUGCCAGAAAGGGUGUUUACCUCGCGGAGCCGAACAAUACUCAGCUCACCGAAACGAUUCUCAUUCAGAAUUCACCACUCAAGAUGUCUGCGCAUAUGGCUGUGAUAGAAGGCCUGAUGGUCUUGUACGCGAAGGAAGUAGUGACCGGUGAUCGAGUGGUCUCGGCGAUCCGGCGGUUCGAUCCUCAGGCAGAGAUGGACGUGCCAACGGAUCACGAAAAGGGUCUCCUCCUUUGGAUAAGUCACGCGUCUCACGCGUUGAUCGCCAAGAUUGAAACGGAGGACGGUGCUGGUGAUAAAACCCGACUGCCAGAGCUGCCAGCCGCCAAGGACUUCCAAUCGUUGUGCGACGGUGUCGGUCUAGCCGCUGUUGUGGCGUUCUAUUGCCCCGGCGAGCUCAACUGGAUGGACAUCAGGGUGUCGAAGAGACCGUCGGUGGCGGACGCGUUGCAUAAUCUGUCGCUGGUCCACGCGUUUUGUAACAGAUGCUUACCGUAUUCGAUUUUUCACAUGCAACCCGAGGACGUGACGUACAUGAGGGGGUCCAUGAAGCAAAAUUUAGUCGUGUUCCUUGCGGAUAUGUACAACGUAUUGGAAAUUCAUCCGGCGAAAUGCGUACGUUACCCGGGCGAAGAGAGGGCGAUGCAGUUCUUAGAUGCCUGCCCGCGCAAUAGUCAUGGCGUAGCUCAUAAAAGAAGUCUACCACAGUCUAUAGCUCCGAUACCUGAUCUGAGAAGCAACCUCUCCGUAUCCGCGCCAGGCUUCACAGUUGUGAAAGCACCGUCGUCCUCCUCUGUCAAGAAGUCGCAAUCCUUGCAACAAACUGCCGAAAAUUAUUCUCACGAUGACAGACGAGCGGGGAGCGAAGAGAGCUUCGUAGUCCAUCGUGGCAAAGGCAUUCCUACGUUAAGCUCCGUAGCAGACGAGAAAUCGGUAACUAGAGCAGACGCCGCUGGUCGGCCGAGCAACUGGGAAGAUCAGAGAAGAAGCUCGUACGCUGGCCGACGAUCUAGGCGUAACAGCGUCUCAGACGACUCUCAGCUGACUAUAGAGAAUUUCGGCGGAUCUCAGGACAAUUUGCACAAUUUCGGUAGAAAUCCCGACAAAGAGGUCGGAGCGCACAUAGGAAAACGAAGUACGACAGAACCGACGUUACCAGCGAGGUCCAGCGUUCAGGAUGUGUACGGUAGCGGUGUGCAACAUAUUCUGUCCGAUAACGGAUACGACAAAGAAGAACCCGCGAGAUUGAGAAGGCAAGCUUCGAACUCUAGCUUGGACAACGUUGCGCUCAAGCAAAUUUUACAUUCCAGCGAGAACGAUAAUUUGGACGGAGACACGUCCAAGUUAGCUAGCUUCGCGAACCUUAGCAGACAGAGCUCCGACAAGGGGAUCAAUCUGACGUACACGGAACAGGAACGCGACGAUAACAAGUCGAAUUUGUCGAUUAAGAAACAUGGCCAAACGAACGGUAAUGGGAACGCGGAGAAGAAAACAACGUUCGCGACGUUACCGAACACAACCACGUGGCAACAGCAGAGCAAUCAGCAAUCGCAGCAGGUGGAACAACAUUCUGCCGACGAAAACGGUGGUAACACGAUUAUGGCCUCGCAACUGAAUAAUAUUAGAUUGAAGCUGGAGGAGAAACGACGGCACAUAGAGAACGAGAAAAGGAGGAUGGAGGUUGUAAUGUCGAAGCAACGUCAGAAAGUGGGGAAAGCCGCGUUCCUGCAAGCUGUCACGAAGGGUAAGGUUAAAUCUCCCUCUUCAUCAACAUCUGGGGGGGACAGUCCGGCUGAAAUCGGUCCCCCCACUCCUGUAACCUCCGGAUCUUCGGGGGAGACCCCGACAAGUGUUUCCGAGACGACCCCUGUAACCCAACAACCCUCUCAAGAAAAACCACAGAGACCCUUCUCGCUCAAGGAAAUUAGCGAAGAUGUUCGAGACGUUGAACACAAAUGGUUGGAGCAUGACGGUAAUGCACCGUUCAUUGAAACAAGACGUACUCCAGAUAUUGAAAAUAUGGAUCUCGAGCAGUACCAUCAGUCUAUAUCGCUAAUGAAUACCAGUCUUAGUGAAAUACAAGCUGACAUACAGCGUUUAGCAAACCAGCAAAAUCAGAUACAGCAGCAGCAUUUAAUGACACAGCAUCAACAACAAAUGCAGCAACAGCUUCAGCAGUUGCAAAGUCUUAGUCAGCAACAUAUGCAAAAUUAUGGAAUGACAACCAUAAAUCCGUUAACAUCGAAAUUACAAGAGCCUCAGCAGUCACAGUUCUACUUACACGAUCAGCCACAAUUACAAAGACGAAUGUGGGGUCAACCACCUCCGACGCAAAGUUUAGCAAAUGAAAUGUCUACCGUAGGCUAUCAACAACCAAUGGAUCCACGAUAUAAUACUCAGCCAACCGCUUAUCAGCAAGAUAUACGCUUGUAUCAAGACACACGGAAUUGGGGAACGCAUUCACCUCAACAGAAAGGAUUUGUUUUACACGAUGCUCCUCAGGAACCGAGGUACCUCAACGGUGGGGAUCAUAGUCUUUGUAAUAAUCAAAUGAGUCACCCUGGUUCUACAUAUCCAUCAUCCGCGUCUAUCUUUAAUCAAACGCCACCAUCUUCUGCUAGUCCGCAACAUCGUAAUGCUGUUCAUCGUAUAAGUCAGUUAAUGAGCGAAAGUCCAGAACCAAAAAGGCCAACUGUACAUCACAUACCAAUUAAGUGCGAAAGUCCUACCGAGAAAAGACAAGUUACUGCGUUACAUGCACCUGUUCCAGCUCCACCUGUUGAUGAUAUGAAGCCUCAAAAUAUAUCAUUUAUCGGAAAUGACGAUGAGCUUACACAAGGUAUAAGAGGUUUAAACAUCACGUCUGGCAGCCGCACAUAUAGAAUUCCAUCACCAACUAGACCUUCAAUAUCGCGUAAUUCAUUUCAACCUCAUCCAUCAUUAAGAGAAGCGACACCAUCUCCGUCAGGUACUCCAGAGGUAACACCUUUAGAUCCGACGGAUGCUGGGGAGAAAGGAUUCUAUAUUUGCUUCGACAACGAUGCACCGAAGAAACCGAAACCAACUCUUCGAGUUAAAAGAACAUCUCCAAAAAAAGAGAGAAUUGUAUCGUCGUAUGUUGAAAACGAAGAUUUCACGAUGCGCCCUGAUUCUCCUGCUAGUGCUAUUGAUAGACAGAAGCAAUUGGAAGCUCAGCGAGAUUUAGAUCGAGAAAAAGUGCUUGCAAUAGCGGAAAGAGAGUUUAUGCAAGACAUAAGAUAUAGAGAAUUACAGAGAAAAGCGGAAAGAGAAAAGCAACGACACGAGAGCAUUGAAGAAGGUCGACAAUCCGGAGUUGGUUUAAUAAUCGGAAAUCAACUUGCAAAUCCUGAUCCAAAUUCACUGGAUGAAAUGGAACGAAAGAAGGAACGUAUAAUGCUCUUGUCGUUGCAAAGAAGGCGGCAGCAGGAAGAACUGAAAGAGAGAAAGGAGGUAGAGGCACAAGCACGUCGAGAACAAGAGAAAUUAAAAGCAGAAGAAAAAGCCCGUAAAAAAGAAGAGGAAAGGCAACGAAGAGCGGCUAUUUUAGAACAGCAUAAAGUAAAGAAGGCGAUAGAAGAGGCAGAGAGAGAAGGCAAGGUUAUUGAUAAAGAACUUCUCAAUGCAAUAAAGCCGACAAAAUUGCGCAAUAAGACUGCAACAACCCGACCACGACCGAAGACAAUUCACGUCGAUGCUGGCGCGGAGUUGGAUUCGGGGGCUCUUACGCCAAGUCGCGGGAAAAAGGGUUCUUCUUCGAAUUUAAGUACAGCGUCGCUGACCUCCCCGACGAUGAGGCGAGACUACUACCGAGGCUCGCAGGACAGUCUCACUGCUGCCCAUUUCGAUGAACGACGUUCCGGCCCUCUUUAUCGGGGCGGCAGUCUCAGGGUAUCUUCCGUAGAUUCGCCCGACGACGGUAGAGGUUCUUCGCCUUGUCGAAGUAUGAAUCAACUUGGUCGACGUGGUUCCUACAAAACGUCCAGAGAUGUGCAGGAGCCUCAGCAACAGGUUAGAGGCAGGCCUAAAUACCCAAGUUACCAAAACUUUAAGGGGAGAAAGUCUAAUUCCUUGAUGAAUUUGUGUGGUUCGAGUAGUGAUCAAGACGGUAUGAUGUGUCGAUACACAGAUACGGACAGCGGACUGGGCCGAGCAACGCCGCCAAGGAGAGCACCGAGUCCAGGAAUGGGCAGCAUGAGGCAUCUUCCAUCGCCAUCGGGUCCUGGCUCUCUACCUCCCGGCUUGAUGACCAAGAGGCGGAUGUUCGAUGACGGUAGCAGCGACGUUAGUAGCACGCCAAGUUCAAUGAUGGACUACAACGGUCCAAGAUUGUAUAAGCAACCAACGACCAAGUCAAAUCGUGGCAUUAUGUUGAACGCUGUUGAGUAUUGCGUGUUCCCAGGCACGGUAAACAAAGAAGCGAAGAGAAGAGUUUUAGACGAAAUUGCGAGAUCGGAAAGCAAACACUUCCUUAUUUUAUUUCGAGAUGCUGGCUGUCAAUUCCGGGCUCUCUACUCAUACUGCCCAGAUAGAGAAGAAGUAUCGAAAUUGUACGGUACUGGACCGAAGCAAGUCAUCGAUAAAAUGUUCGACAAAUUUUUCAAAUACAAUUCGGGGGGGAAAUGCUUUACACAAGUUCACACAAAGCAUCUGACUGUGACCAUAGAUGCCUUUACGAUACACAAUAGCCUUUGGCAAGGUAAAAAGGUGAAUUUGCCGAACAAGAAAGACAUGCCUCUCGUCAUAUAGUUUUACACAAGUGUCACACUUAACAUUAUGCUACUACGCCCUCUGUUGUUCAUAGUUACUAUUUUAAUACAG
This is a messenger RNA of Habropoda laboriosa, 5760 nucleotides long. It is a transcript of the gene Patronin, whose product is annotated as patronin. Gene Ontology annotation, cellular component: microtubule minus-end. Gene Ontology annotation, biological process: negative regulation of microtubule depolymerization; neuron projection development; cytoplasmic microtubule organization. The transcript has 26 exons. Bases 475 to 5688 code for a protein of 1737 amino acids. Gene Ontology annotation, molecular function: microtubule minus-end binding; calmodulin binding; spectrin binding. NCBI's taxonomy places the organism in Eukaryota, Metazoa, Arthropoda, Insecta, Hymenoptera, Apidae. The record is from RefSeq and is a predicted model, not a curated record.